UCUACAAACAGACACGGAUGAAUGCGUGAAAGUCCUCUAAAGACAGCACAGGUUUGUCGGUUGGCUCCGCGCUGCGCGUCACACACACCUGCCCAGCUAAACUCCGCCCCUCGCUUGUAAUAAAACCUCCGGAGUCAGGAAGACCUGUCAAUUCCUCCCAAUCCAUGAGCACAACCUCUUCAAAGUAUCUCUCACUGCAUGUUACCACAGACAGUCAGUGACACAGGGGAUUUAAACGCACCACAUUCUUGAGCCAUUUCACAACUUAAAAAGACAUCUUGAACCAAAACCACUGUGGGCGCCUCAUCUCAGCCCUCCAUGCUCCUGCAAUCCGGCGGGUGUUAAGAUCCAUGGAAGUAGCCGGCUUCUACGACGAGGGCAGCUUUGCUAUCCACAGUAGAGACAGCAUUAUCAGCCCCAUCAGCGGCGGCAGCUCUUAUUGGAGGCUCGGUGACUCGAUGACGGAGCUGGGAAUUGAAGAGCGGGAGAGAGCGAUAGACUUCAGUGUUUACCUGGACUCAGCUUUGCACUAUCCGCAGCUGGCGGCGCAGACGCAGCAGCAGCACCAGCAGCAACAGCACCAGCAGCAGGGGGACGUUUUCUCAGAUUUCCUGGCUGAGAAUAAGAUCAAGAGAGUUGCAGCGAACUACAAGAACUACACGCUGCUCAACGAGCUGGAGACGAGUCAGCGCGACAACUUGAGGGACCCCAGGGAGCCCUACGCGCUGGGUUACACCGAGCUGCAGGAGACCCGGGUGGAUAGUGUGCUCAGCCCUGAAGUCGUCGGGAGCCGCUACAGAACUGCUGCUGCUGCUGCUGCUGCUGAGAGAGACGACAGCCAGGAAGACGCAAAGAUGGAGAACGGGUCGUCUGGCUUUGACAUGAGGUCCUACCUUCAUUACCAAUCCACCAGCGGCAGUCUCGGAAACAUCUCCACCGCGUCCUCGACUUGCUCCAGCCCGCCCGGCACACCUGCCCCGUCAGGUAAAAGCAGGUCACCAUCGCACGGUGGCAAAAUGUCCAGCGGGAAACCAAAGAAACGCCUGGACAAGGACAGUGAAGAGUACAAGAUGAGGCGGGAGAGGAACAACCUCGCCGUGAGGAAGAGCAGGGACAAAGCCAAACUGCGCAACUUGGAGACUCAACAUAAAGUGCUGGAACUGGCUGCAGAGAACGAUCGUUUACAAAAGCGUGUGGAGCAGCUGUCCAGAGAGCUGGCCACCCUGCGCAACCUACUCUCUGCCACCGGACAAUGUUAGAAGCCUCCAAGCAGAGACUCAACACGGCUCUCUGGGCUGCUUGUCUAAUCAUUGAUGGACUUUAGAGCCGGAGGUGAACCACUGAGCAAGGGUUGAACACGGUACGCUACACGGGUGAAGACAGCGGCCACCAGUUUACAAGGACACUUUGAAUGGGACUGAAGAAAGUGGGUGCAUGGAUUGCGCAAUCAUUCAUGAUUCUUGACAUGUCACCUUAGCUUUAUUCCCCAGAUGUAAUUUUGUGUACAUGCAGUAUUUCUGUGCAGGUUUUACAUACAUGCGAGUGAAUUUAUACAUUUUGUGUAUUUGGAGCAAUGGUUGUCAAGGGGAAGAGUUGUGCUGCAGUGAAAUGAUGCAACUCUUUGUAAUACUAUUGGCAGUGAAUGAAAUAAGUCUAAUUAUUUAAUAUUAAAAAGGUGAAAUGCUUUAAUUGUACUUGAUAUUUUAUUGAAUUAAACA
Molecule: messenger RNA, 1718 nt
Organism: Thunnus maccoyii (southern bluefin tuna)
Lineage: Eukaryota; Metazoa; Chordata; Actinopteri; Scombriformes; Scombridae
Gene: cebpb
Product: CCAAT enhancer binding protein beta
Exons: 1
Coding region: 351-1259 (302 amino acids)
Biological process (GO): regulation of transcription by RNA polymerase II; DNA-templated transcription
Molecular function (GO): RNA polymerase II cis-regulatory region sequence-specific DNA binding; DNA-binding transcription factor activity, RNA polymerase II-specific
Source: RefSeq, a predicted model, not a curated record